AGCAAGAACGCGAAAGCUAUGAAGAUUCAAAGUUCAUGAGCUUGCGUUACAAUUGUGGCGGUUACAAAGUGAAGUUGUGGGGUGACUCUAUAUGGAGUUGGGACCUUUGGGGUUGGGGACAUUUGUCACUCUACUAGCGAUAUUAAGGACAUUGAGAGGAUUCUACAGAAGUGUGAAGACCCUUCUAGACCCACCAUGGCCUGUGGGUGUGCCUAAGUGGUGUUCUAAAGCUUUGGAUGGCUCCAACUAUGAGGAAUGGAUUGGACGGAUGAGGAGUGCCUUCAAACGCUACAAGCUACUGAAGAUUGCUGUUGGGGAAGAGAAGAUGCCGGAAGAAGGCGAAGCACGCGAACGGUGGAUUGAGAAAAACGCGCCCAACACUCUCCCUAUGGUGAUCGUGCUCGAGAAGGAACUUGCUGCCAUCUCCAUGCGACCAGGGGACGAUGUGAAGCCGGUCCUUGACAAGAUCAAGGACACCUAUGCAAGGAUGGCAGCAGCGGGCAGCAGUGUAUCUCAGCUGCAGCAGUGCACCAAGAUCAUCUCGGUGUUGGACAAAUCUUGGGACAACCUCAUCCCCACCCUCAACUCUCAGCAAGAUCAAUGGACACCUGAAAUGGAGGGCACCUGCUGGUACUGCAAGAAGGUUGGGCAUCCUUGGUUCAAGUGCUUCAGCAGGCCGGAGGGAUGGGCACCUCCAGGCAUGAAGCCGCCCAAUGGUGAACGCGCACAAGGUGGCGCUGUGCAAGGCUCAGGUGCACAAGGUGAAGGUGCACAAGGUAAUGCCUAUCUUGGGAUGUUUCUCAUGGUUGAGGAUGUGCAUGGGCAUGAGGGUGAUGUGGGAUCUGUGGGAAAGGUUGUGAUGCACCCUCUCACGCACUGGGUGAUUGAUUCGGGUUGCACCAGUCACAUGACCCCACGGGCAGAUUUGCUUGAUGAGGUAAAACCCCCUGGGAAGAUUAAGUAUGUGGCAGCAGUGUCAGGUGCUUUGCUCCCUGUGAUUGGUGUUGGAAAUGCCAAGGUUAAGGGAGCUAAUGGGGAGCUUGUGGGGCUUGGGAAUGUUCUGCUAGUUGAAGGUUUGUCUGCUAACCUUCUCGCAGUGCGACGACUGCAGAAGAGCAAGGCCGAAGUGACCUUUGGACCAACCAGCUGCCGUGCUAAGCUUGGGAAGAAGGUGUUGUGGAGUCUGGAAGAGGAGACCAGCUGCAUCAAGGAUCUGUGGCAGCUGCCCAUCAUCCCUUGGAAUGGGAAGACUCCAACAGCAGCAACGGCAGCAGCGGCAAAGGCAACAGCAGGAGGAGAUGCAACUGCACCAACUGAUCGGGUCCUAGAAGCAUUCAAGAAAGAGCAGCAGACACAUGGUGAGGUGCUUGCUGGUGUGGAUGCGAGUGCGGCAUGGGCUAAGGCUUCAUCAAGGAGUAGAGAGGCCGAUUGGGAGACAUGGCAUGAGAGGCUGUGUCAUGUGAACUUCCCUAUGCUGCAGAAGUUGGUGAAGGAUGGGAGCCUGAAGGGCUUGGAGGUGAAAGGGGGAGUGAAGGAGAUUGGGAGCUGCCCUACAUGCUUGGAGAUCAAGUUCUCCAAGUUCCCCUUCAACAGCACUACAGGACCAGCCAAGACCCCACUUGCACUUGUGCACAUGGAUGUGGUGGGGCCCACAAGAGCCCCUUCCCUCUCAGGCAGCCGCUAUUUCUUGACAAUUGUGGAUGACCACACUCGGGCAGUGUGGGUUUACCCUUUGAAGAGCAAGGGGGAGGUGGCAGUGGCUGUCCUUAAGGAGUGGAUGCCUAGAGCUCAGGGGGAAUGCGGACACAAGGUGAAGGUGAUCCGCAGUGACAAUGGUGGGGAGUUCAUUGGAGCUGAUUUUGAGGGGGAGUUGAAGAGGAAGGGGAUCCAGCAUCAACUGACAGUGCCCUACAACCCGCAGCAGAAUGGCGUGGCUGAGAGGUUCAACAGGACCCUGCAGGAGGGGGCACGCACUCUCCUUGGGCGUGCAGGGCUGCCUGAUCCGUUUUGGGUGUCUGCACUGAGGCAGGUCGCCCUUGUGAAGAACAGGGUGCUGGCUACAGUUGGGGAUAAGGAGUGGAUCCCAUAUACCAAGUGGUAUGGGAGUGCUCCAGCUGUGAACAUGCUGAGGGCAUUUGGGUGCAUGGUGGUGUUUCAUGUGCCCAAGGAGAAAAGGGGGAAGUUGGAGGCUUCUGGAAGAUGGGGUGUGCACUUGGGGAUUGCAAAGGAUCACAAGGGGUGGCUGCUAUGGGACUUGACCACCCAGAAGCUGACAGUGUCAAGGGAUGUGAAGUUUCUUGAGUCCCUGUACUACAAGGAAUGGAAGCAGCAGCAACAGAAGCUUCCAUCUACACCGCUCAUUGUGGAGGCAGAUGAGGUGCAGCGGCCUUCAAGACAGGUGGAGGUUGCAGUGUCUGAGGAGGAGAUGUCUGGGGUGACUGAGGAAGGGGGAGCAGCUGAAGUGGAGCAGCAGCAGCAGCAUGAGUCUCCAUCUCGAGUUCCACACCCACCUGAGCGACCUAGGAGGGAUGUGCGCCCUCCAGUGAGGCUGACCUAUGGGGGAAGAGGCAAGCCGAAUGUGGUGCAGGCUGGGAGUGUGGUUGAGCAGAUUGAGGAAGAUGAGAUCGCUCACUGCUACUGGGCACCAAUCCCUGAGCCCAAGACUCGAGAGGAGGCCUUGAAUGGACCAAAUGGGGAGAAGUGGAAGGCGAGUGAGGAUGAGGAGUUCGGGUUCCUGAUUGAGAACGAGACAUGGGACCUGUGUGACUUGCCUCCUGGGAAGAAGGCAAUCACUUCCAAGAUGAUCUACAGGCACAAGUAUGGACCUGAAGGGGAGCUGACCCGCUACAAGUCUAGGCUUGUGGCACGGGGGUUUCAGCAGACAAAGGGGAAGGACUAUGAUGAGGUGUUUGCUCCUGUGGGGAAAGGAACAACAUUGAGGGUGCUGUUGGCGAUAGCUGCACUCCUGGGAUGGAAGAUACGGCAGAUGGACAUUGUGACUGCCUUUCUGAAUGGGAUCAUUCUGGAGGAGGUGUACAUGAAGCAGCCAGAGGGGCUGGAUGAUGGGAGCGGCAGGGUCUGCAGGCUGAAGAAGGCCAUCUAUGGCCUUAAGCAGGCGCCUCGUGCAUGGUAUCACAAGUUGGAGGAGGCGUUGUUGGCUGGGGGUUUCAAGAAGAGUGAGUGUGACCCCAGCCUGUUCCUGCUGCAGGAGAAGGAUGAAAUCCUCAUGCUCUUGGUGUAUGUGGAUGAUAUCCUUCUCUUUUCUGCAUCAACUGCUUUGCUGGACAGCGCAGAGCAGAUGCUGGAGAUGCAGUUCAAGUGUUCCAAGAUGGGUGAGGUGAAGUACUACCUGGGGAUGCAUGUGGAGAGAGAUGUGGAAAAGGGUGUGCUGAGGUUGCACCAGAGGAAGUACUGUAAGGGGCUGGCUGAGAAGUAUGGGCUGCAAGAUGGGGGAAAGCCAGCAACACCACUACCUUCAGGGUUUACUGUGGAGCCAUGUGCUGAUGAGGAGGUAGUGGGUGAGAGUGACAGGAAGCUGUUUCAUUCGAUGGUUGGGUCGCUGAAUUAUGCUGCAAAUCAUAUACGGCCUGACAUUGCAUUUGCUAUAUCACGGUUGGCUAGUGUGGUCUCACGCCCUAGUCAUGAGCAGCUGGAAGCGGCCAAGAGGUUGGUCCGCUAUGUGAGCGCUACGGCAUCAGUGGGAUUGAAGUACAGUGGAGUGAGGCAGCGGUUGCAGAGGUGCUGCAGAUGUGAAGAGUGGAGAGAUGCUCUUGAGUUGCUAUACUGACGCUAGCUUCAACUCAGUGAAAGCGGUUGGCACCAACAUUGGGGGUUAUGUGUGCUUGCUAGGAGGUGGUGCUGUGAGCUGGCGCAGCAAGAAGCAGAAUGAGGUGGGAUUGUCCUCAUGUGAGACUGAGUACAUGGCCUUACACCAUGGGGUCAAGGAAGUGGUGUCGCUGAGGCGUUUGUUGGAGGAGUUGGGAGUUGGUCAGGGGGCGCCGACUGUUGUGUUUUGUGACAAUGAGUCUGCUGUGAAGCUCGCCAAGAAUGCUUGUCUGCAUGGGCUGACAAAACACAUAAGGCCAAAGUGGCAUUGGGUGAGGAGACUCCUUGAUGAGGAGGUGUGGCUGGAGAUAGUGAAGACCCAUCAGCAAGCAGCACAUAUUUUCACGAAGCGUCUGGCGGAGGCGGAUCAUUGGAAGGGCAUGAAGCUUGUUGGGAUGAGUGUGCAUUGAGUAUGCAUGCUUGAGAUGUUGGUAUGGUGGAUGAUGGUUGGCAGCCAGAGGGGGAGAUUGUUGUGUGAUGUCAUCAUAUGCUAUCACAUUCUGUCUGCCUCCCAUCCCAUGUUUUCAACUUGCAUGUGUGGUUUGAACGUGUGCAAGAAUUUGU
Closterium sp. NIES-67 is the source of this 4389-nucleotide messenger RNA. Lineage: Eukaryota; Viridiplantae; Streptophyta; Zygnematophyceae; Desmidiales; Closteriaceae. The record is from the annotation of a GenBank genome assembly.